AUGGCUCAGAACCCUUCAGACGCUCCUGUAGGGGAACAUGUCAUACACGUUGUCCCUUAUCCCACAACCAAGCUCACAUCAGAGGGUGAGGGUGGUAGUGGUCAUGACGCUCACCAGCUAGAGCAAGGCCAAGUUUCCAUGCCUGAACAGUUCCAAUAUGACAUCGACAAGGUCGAACGAGUCUACCGCAAACUCGACCUCCGCAUCAUCCCCGCCUUCUGGAUCCUCUACUUCCUCUGCUCCGCCAUCCGCUCCAACAUCGGCAUCGCCCAGACCAUGAACCGCGACGUCCACCACGACCUCGUCACCGUCCUGGGCAUGACCGCCAAAGACACCUCCACAGCCCUCGCCCUCUUCUACGUCUCCUACGUCAUCUUCGACCUGCCUUCGAACCUCGUCAUGAGCCGACUCUCGCCCCGCGCCUGGAUGGCUAGGAUCGUCUUCGCCGUCGGACUCAUCGGCACUUGCUUCACGGCCGUCAAAGCCCCCUGGAGCGUCAAAUUCCUCCGCUUCUUGUUGGGUGUCGUCACGGCGGGUAUGUGGCCCGGCAUGUCCUACUACCUGACACUGUUCUAUCCUCCUUCUCGUACCGGCAAGAGAAUCGGCAUGUACUAUACCGCGGCGCAGCUGUCGGCGGCCGUGGUCGGCCUGGUGUCGGCUGGGUUCCAGAAGAUGGACGGGCUAAGGGGAUUGACUGGUUUCCAGUGGAUGUUCCUCGUUUAUGGGCUGCUGGGCGUUGCGCUGGGUAUUUCUUUGCUUUUCUGGUUGCCCGAUCGCCCCCUGGCUCCGGGAGAGCAGAGGGUUAGGCAUAAGUGGUUGAGGUGGUUGCCUACUAGCCCUGAGGCGCUGAAAGGCGAAGAUGCGUUGAUCCAUUAUCAUGAUCUGAGGAGAGUGUAUCACUCGCGCCCUUGGAACAUGAAGGAUCUGUGGUACGUCUUGAUCGAUUGGCGUCUGUGGCCCCUGGUGCUCAUGUACUUUGGGGUUGUAGGCGUUGGUAUUGGCACGCAGCUGUAUGGGAGCGUCAUCAUUGCUUCGAUCAACUCGAGCUUUAGCGGGAUUACGGUUAGCUUGUUGUUUGCGCCUAUUUGGUUGACGGACUUCCUCGCUAUCGUCCUCGUCACCCCCAUCUCCGAUCGCUUCCACAAAUAUCGCGCCGUCUUCUUCUCCAUGGGCGCCCUCAUCCAAAUCGCCGGCCUCCUCACUGUCACUUUCGCUCUCUCCAACCCGUGGGCCCGUUACGGCGGCUUGCUUAUGAUCGGCUUCGGUCUCGGCCCCACCGUGCCCGUCUGCAUGGCCUGGACGAACGAGAUCUUCCAGAAGCGUCACCGCGAGGUCGGCGUGGCCGCUGCCUCCGCUCUCGUUUCCGGUCUUGGUAACCUGGGUAGUAUCACCACUACCUAUGCCCUCUACACCGGCUGGCCCGAGGACGCGGCCAAGGGACCUCAUCAGUACCGCAAGAGCAAUUACACCAUGAUUGGUAUUUUGGCCAUGAGCAUUGCCAGCAGUAUUGCCAUGACGGUUCUCCUCAGCAUCUUUGGCAACGAGCCCAGCCAAAGGAUCGUCACAAGCAGUGGUAGCUCGGCAACAGCCGUUGGGGAAGAAAUCCAGGACGGUGCUGCUUUGCGCGAGAAGCAGCAGCGUGGCUUUGGUGGGAUGUUGGGGAGGAAGAAGAACUAA
Molecule: messenger RNA, 1677 nt
Organism: Sordaria macrospora k-hell
Lineage: Eukaryota; Fungi; Ascomycota; Sordariomycetes; Sordariales; Sordariaceae
Biological process (GO): biotin import across plasma membrane
Cellular component (GO): plasma membrane
Molecular function (GO): dethiobiotin transmembrane transporter activity; biotin transmembrane transporter activity; solute:proton symporter activity
Source: RefSeq, a predicted model, not a curated record